Molecule: messenger RNA, 174 nt
Organism: Lottia gigantea (owl limpet)
Lineage: Eukaryota; Metazoa; Mollusca; Gastropoda; Lottiidae
Exons: 3
Biological process (GO): regulation of actin filament polymerization
Cellular component (GO): actin filament; site of polarized growth; plasma membrane
Molecular function (GO): actin filament binding
Source: RefSeq, a predicted model, not a curated record
GGUCUAACUGCUGUAGCUUUGUAUGAUUAUGAAGCCACUGAAGAAGAUGAAUUAACAUUUGAUCCUGAAGACAUUAUAACAGAUAUAGAAAUGGUUGAUGAAGGAUGGUGGCGUGGAAAUUGUCGAGGUAAAAAUGGAUUAUUCCCAGCUAAUUAUGUUGAAUUACAAAGUUAA